Molecule: messenger RNA, 3348 nt
Organism: Talaromyces marneffei
Lineage: Eukaryota; Fungi; Ascomycota; Eurotiomycetes; Eurotiales; Trichocomaceae
Exons: 2
Coding region: 1-3348 (1115 amino acids)
Biological process (GO): nucleoside metabolic process
Molecular function (GO): catalytic activity; protein binding
Source: RefSeq, a predicted model, not a curated record
AUGGCGGACGAACAACCAUCGGAAAUGUUAGAAUUGCCGCCAGAAAGCUACACGGUCGGCUGGAUUUGUGCAAUACCGUGUGAAUUGACCGCGGCACGGGAAUUACUCGACGCAUGCCAUGAGCAGCUGGAAAGCCAGGCCAAGCACGACGAAAAUAACUACAUAUUAGGGCGCAUGGGGAAGCACAAUGUGGCCAUUGCCUGCCUCCCGGAGUAUGGGACCAACCGCGCGGCUAUUGCUGCUAAAUCGAUGCAAUCCACAUUUCCGAAUUUGAGAUUUGGCGUGCUGGUUGGCGUUGGAGGUGGUGUGCCGAGUGCGCAGAAUGACAUUCGACUUGGUGAUAUCGCUGUGUCCCUACCAUCUGGACAGGACGGGGGCGUAAUACAGUAUGACCUGGGUAGAAGGGAAGUUGACGGCUUCCAUCGCCGAGGUACUCUCAACAAGCCUCCUACGUUGCUACGGACGGCUAUCACUAACUUGCGAGCCAUACGCAAGUUGCCGCAAGAGAUUUCAAACCUGGUCAACGAAGUAUUUGGCGGGGAUGAAGAUUCGGAAGAGGAGUGGACAUAUCCCAGCAACUCGAAGGACAUCUUAUUCAAGCCCGCUCACAAACAUGUUAAUAAGAAUCCUGAUUGCGAUGCUUGUGUCAGAGAUCCGACUGGAAUAGUGACCUGGGACCCUCGCCGUGGCACCAAUCCCAGAAUCCACUAUGGCAACAUUGGUUCGGGGAACGCAGUGAUAAAGGAUGCCCUAGAGCGGGACUUCCUGGCCGGAAGAGACAGCAUUCUCUGCUUUGAGAUGGAAGCUGCCGGCUUGAUGGAUGACUUUCCCUGUGUGGUCAUCCGGGGGAUCUGUGAUUACGCUGAUUCGCAUAAGAACAAGAAAUGGCAGCCAUACGCAGCCGCUAUCGCUGCUGCAUAUGCGAAGAAACUCCUGUCUGUGAUUUCCCCUCAAGCGGUUGAUAACCUAAGUCCCAUUGGAACUCAAAUUGUCAGUGAACUGAAAGGUAUGAAUGAACGCCUGGAAAAAGCAUUCAAUCAACAGGAGAGUCAUCAUCGUGAACAAAUCACGAGAGCUAUGACUGAAGAUCAACGCCGCUGUUUACAAGCAUUCAAGACGUCAACAUAUGAGCAAUAUAAAAAUAUCAACCCCAAUCGAGUCGAAGGAACAUGCGAGUGGGUCCUGAAGAGUUCGGAGUACCUGCGGUGGCGGGAGAACGGCGGUCAUGAUCUCUUAUGGAUCUCAGCCGAUCCGGGAUGUGGUAAAUCGGUCCUGGCCAAGUCUCUCAUUGAUGAGGUCUUUCAGGCUUCUAUGCCGACGGUGUCGAUUUGUUAUUUCUUUUUCAAGGAUAAUGAGGAACAGAACAGUCUGGCCACUGCAUUGUGUGCUCUCUUGCAUCAACUGUUUUCAUUGCAACCAGAUUUGUUGCGACAUGCAUUGCCAUCCUGGGAAAGGAAUCUCGAGAAAAUCCAGCAGGAAGUGGAAGAUUUAUGGCGCAUUUUCAUCGCCGCCACGUCUGAUCCGGCAUCGGUGAACACAAUCUGUGUCUUUGACGCUCUAGAUGAGUGUCGGAGGUCGGACCAGAAACAGCUCAUUGGAAAGCUUCAACAGUAUUAUACCAAGCAUCAACCAUCUCCAUCGAGAAACUGGCUCAAGUUCCUGGUGACUAGUCGACCGUAUGAUGAGAUUGAAGAAGAUUUUCAGCCCGUCAUUGAAUUGUUCCCCCAAAUUCACCUGCGAGGCGAGGAAGAAAAUGAUCAAAUCCGUGAUGAAAUUACUCAUGUUGUAAAGAUCCGAGUGUCCGAACUCGGCAAACAGUUAAAACUGACAGCAGAGGUCAAGGCACGUUUAGAGAAAGCGCUGCUGGAAAUGGAGCACCGCACAUAUUUAUGGCUGUAUUUGGCGAUCGAUGACAUCCGUACCAUGUAUAAAGAGAGUCUCCGGCCAGAUCAAGAGUCGGUUCCCUUGAUUCCUAAAUCAGUGAAUGAAGCAUACGGAAGGAUUCUAGACCGCGUGACUGAGAGACAAGAAGCAAUGGUAAAAACAAUAUUACACAUCAUCGUGGGCGCACGGCGGCCAUUGACCGUUAUAGAAAUGGCUAUGGCCUUGGGAGUGGCUAUUACAGCGCGUGCGCGAAGAGCGGAGGAGGCAGGCCUAGAUCCAGAAGGACUAAGUGAAACGAUCCGGCGACUGUGCGGGCUCUUUGUUUUUAUCAAGGAUUCCCGAAUCUAUCUUAUUCACCAAACCGCCAGGGAAUUUCUGAUCAACCAAGUUCCUGGAUCUCCUAGCUACAAAUGGUAUCUUCAACCCAGCGAUACGGAAAUCCAGCUCACGCAAAUUUGCAUCAAGUACCUAUUGAUGGAUGAUCUAGUCAGCAAUAGGCGCGAAGCAAAACAGAGCUUCCUAGGAUACUGUGCCCAGAACUGGCCUGAUCACUUCCGACUCAUUUCCUCACCGACGCCUGAACUGGUAACGUCUGUCAUUCAAUUAUACGAUCAUACCACUAAACCAAUGGAUUUGUGGUUUCCUAUCUUCUGGGAAACAGCAAUGCCGUAUCGUAAAAGGCCUCAGAUGAACGCGCUUCACGUAUCCGCAUUUAAUGGGCACGAUGUUGUGAUAAGCAAACUGAGCACGGAUGGCAAAAGUGUAAUAAAUGAGCGAGAUAGUACCGGGGCGAAUGCGCUUCAAUGGGCAUCUCUUCGUGGACAUUUUAAGAGUGUGCAGAGAUUGCUAGAGAAAGGAGCCGAAGUCAAUGCUCAAGGCGGAAGGUAUGGCAAUGCUCUCCAGGCUGCUUCUUUUGAAGGACAUAUUGAGAUCGUGCAGAUAUUGCUAGAGAGAGGAGCUGAAGUCAAUGCUCAAGGUGGAGAAUAUGGCAAUGCUCUCCAGGCUGCUUCUUUAGAAGGACAUGUUGAGAUUGUGCAGAGAUUACCAGAGAAAGGAGCCGAAGUCAAUGCUCAAGGUGGAAGGUAUGGCAAUGCUCUCCAGGCUGCUUCUUCAGGAGGACAUAUUGAGAUUGUGCAGAAAUUACUAGAGAAAGGAGCCGAAGUCAAUGCUCAAGGUGGAGACUAUGGCAAUGCUCUCCUGGUUGCUUCUUACAGAGGACAUGUUGAGGUUGUGCAGAGAUUACUAGAGAGAGGAGCCGAAGUCAAUGCUCAAGGUGGAUUCUAUGGUAAUGCUCUCCAGGCUGCUUCUUCAGGAGGACAUAUUGAGAUAGUGCAGAGAUUGCUAGAGAAAGGAGCUGAAGUCAAUGCUCAAGGUGGAGACUAUGGCAAUGCUCUCCUGGCUGCUUCUUCAGGAGGACAUGUUGAUGUUGUCCAAGUACUGCAGAAGUAUGUGUCAACAAACUAA